AAUAAAGAGUUAAUUAUAAUCUUAAUUAUUAUCGAAGAACUAAAUUCUGAUUAGCUGACAUCACAAUAUAUGAGAUUCUCAGAACAUUAAGAGCAAGUUGAUAUAGAUAGAAAGAAAUUUGAAAAGAAAAAAGUGGCAUGGCGUUCCUGAAAGUGUUAAGUUGCAGUCUAAUAUUUAUUAUCGCGGCGGCUCUUUUUAUUGAUGAACAUAUGACCAUACCAAAACUCGACAUAUUAUAUCCACAACAUUAUAACAUCAACUUUGUACUAAAUAUCAGCUACGAUGUCUUCCAUGGCGAAUAUAAUGUUAGCAUUUAUAUUCCUUAUAAAACGCAAAAUAUAUACGUUUACACAGAAAAUCUAACUAUAACUCGAGUUAGGGUAAAAAACGAUGCACAAAUAACUAAAGAAAGUGAAGAAGAAGCUUUUGCCCAUAGCACUGAUGAAUUUAUCUAUAACAAUGAAACAUGUAUAACUACCAUUUCUUUCCCGUACAAUUUAUCGUUAGGAUUUUACACUCUGAAUAUGAAAUUUAUGGGACUUUUAGCUAAAAAUGGAGGAUUCAGAACUUACAUGAAUCAACAAAAUGAUAGAAUGUGGUUAGCCGCAACGCAUUAUUACAAAUUUGCGACUCGAAAAUUAUUUCCACUUUUAAAGGACACUUUACGUGCUAGUUAUAGCAUUUCUAUACAACAUCAUGAAAACUUCAUGGCUUUAUCAAAUAUGCCUAAGAUAUGGAAGGAUAUAAAAGUGGAUGGAAAUAAUAUGCAAUGGACACGCUUCCAAACUACUCCCGUAAUGCCCGUUUAUUUCAUAGCGGCGGGUGUGUUUAAUCUCUCCUUUACUACAAGUUGGAAUACCAAAUUGUUGUGCAGAAAAGACAUAUGGCCAUAUAUGACAUUUGCAUACAAUGUUGCUCAAAAUAUUGCGCGGUUUUUGCCGCAAAUCAGGAAAAUUCGAGAAACUAAUCACAUCGCGAUUCCGGAGUUGCUCGAUGCAGAAGAGAUAAUAUUGGGAUUUGUUCUUUAUAGAGAAGGAGAUGUUAUCUUUAAUGAAGAAACAGAUGCUGAGAUUCGCAAAAUUGAAAUAGCGCGAGUAAUAGGAUAUAAGGGGGUACACGAAUGGCUUUAUAAUGCAAUUGAUCCAUAUAAGUGGGAACCCUGGUUAAGCAAAGGCUUUGCUACAUUAUUUGGAAUUUACGCCGUCGAUCAGAUAUUCCCAGAUUUUCGGAUACAAGAUUUCUUUGUGGUUCAAAUGCAACAUGAUUUUCUUCAUUGGAGCACUAAGGAUACAUGGCCACUUAUCAAAUCAGAAUUCAAUAGCUCUUUUGAAGUACCUCGUUUCAUCAAAGCAAGCCUUAUGCUCUACACGUUGCAAGCUUUCUCAGAAAAUGUUUUCAGGAAAAGUAUUAUAACAUAUUUAAAUAAUUGCUACACAAGCAGUAGUAGUUUCUGGAACGGAAUGCAAACUAUCAUGCAAGAAUCAUCUUCCAAAAUGAAAUAUAAAUUAGAAGACAAAAUAACUAAUUGGACACAGCUAAAUUAUUAUCCUGUGAUAAAUGUGGAAAGAAAUUAUGAUAAAAACAGUUUGAAUAUAUCGGUACAAGAUUUUAAUGUAGAUAUAUGGAUAUUGAAUGAAUAUAUAGAUAUGAGUAUUGUUACGGAGACCCAUUUGAAAAAUAUUUCGAUUGACGUGUGGCUAGUACCACAUAUUUCACAUAUUAUUACAGAUCUCAAGAACGAGAAUGACUCUUUAUUGGUCAAUUCACAAAGUGGAUGUUAUCGCGUCAAUUAUGAUGCCAAGAAUUGGAAUAGACUUUCGCACUACCUGAACUCCAAAUUCUUUGGAAAAAUACAUGUUCUUGAUCGUGCUAAAAUCAUCGACGACGCAUUUCACUUUCUGAUGACAGGCCGACUAAAUUCUACUGUAUUCGUGGAUAUUUCUCACUACCUGUGGCAAGAUACAGAUUAUAUCGCAUGGUAUCCUAUGUUCAAAAACUUGGAAUAUAUCUCGGGUUUCUUUGCAUAUCCAGAAAGCGCAUAUAGUCCUAUAAAGAAAGAAAUGAUAAAAUCAUUGAGUAAGAUGUUAUGGGAAAUAAAAUAUCCGGAUUUUAGACCGGAUAGAAUCAUUCAAGGGAACAUUUUCACUAAAUGUUUGAGGCAAGAGGCUGCAAGAUGGUUAUGCAUUUUAAGUCAUGAUUAUUGCUUUUCAAUAGCUUUACAUGAAUUAAGGUUAUAUCUUUUAAGUGAUAACAAAUCUUCAUCACACAAAAUUUGGAUGGGAUGGAAAGAAUGGACAUUUUGCAAUGGUUUGAAGACAGCGGGAAACGAUACUUGGAUGCACGUGUAUGAUAUAUAUUUGAAAGAAUCAGAUAAUAGUAUUUUAAAAUUUUUAACUUGUUCCAAAGAUCCUUCAAUCAUUCUCCAGUAUAUAAAUAUAAUGACUAAUAUGACAAUAACUAUGGAUUAUAUAAACAGUUAUUUUGUUAUUGUUACGAGACAUGCAAGGACUGGAUUAUUUAAUUUCUACAAUUUAUAUAAUACAAAACCGAAGUAA
Messenger RNA from Camponotus floridanus (Florida carpenter ant), 2555 nucleotides. Its product is annotated as aminopeptidase N. The transcript has 10 exons. NCBI's taxonomy places the organism in Eukaryota, Metazoa, Arthropoda, Insecta, Hymenoptera, Formicidae. The coding region runs from base 138 to 2555 and encodes 805 amino acids. Gene Ontology annotation, biological process: proteolysis; peptide catabolic process. The record is from RefSeq and is a predicted model, not a curated record. Gene Ontology annotation, molecular function: metalloaminopeptidase activity; peptide binding; zinc ion binding. Gene Ontology annotation, cellular component: cytoplasm.